AUGUUGGACACUUUCGAAAUCAUCACCACCAACGGUGUUGUCCUUUGGUCCAGAGAAUAUGCCCCCAUAAAUUCCUCCAUUGUGAACAGCUUCAUCUCCGAUACAUUUAUUGAGGAAAAGAGUGGUAGUUCGGCAUUAGGAGACUCGCAAUCAGCCGCAACAAAUCCUCCAUACAAGAGCGACCAGCACACGUUGAAAUGGACUGUGGUCAAGGAGCUCGGUGUUAUCUUUGUGGCUGUCUACCGGUCACUCCUCCAUCUAUCCUGGGUCGAUAAACUUGUGGACAAUAUCAAGACCAUCUUUAUCAACCUCUACGGCGAACAGCUCAAGAAACCACACACGACGAUUGUUGAAUGCACCGGGUUCGACAACUACUUUGAUCAACAACUACACGAACUAGAUACGUCGACUGCAUCGAAUCGGACAGUGCAACCGGUACGCUCCGUUGACGACGGCCCCUCUGCUCCAGGUCUAACAUACCGAGGUCGCAAUAUCAAUGGUGGACAGGAUGAGGGACUUUCAGACGACUCGAGCCCGGUACUGACACCAAACACUUCGAGACCAUCUACCCCAAGUACUGGCAAUCUGUUAGUGGCCAAAGCUGGGCCUGUCGCCAAGAUGUCUAGACGAGCCCGCAAAGCCAAAAACUCGGCAUCCGCGCCAGCAUCAUCGGGGGACGAGGCGGCGAGUAAGCAAAAGAAGAGUGCCAAGGGGCCCAAGAAGGGACGAAAAUGGGAUGCGGACGGGUUUGCCGAAGAGGAUGAUACAGAUGUGCAGCUUGACUAUUCUGCCAAUCCCACGAGCGAUGUCGAAGCGGAGACUGUCGGUCGGUCAAGUGCUUUGGAUGCCGUCGACGCAUCGACAUGGGGAACCUCUACUAAAGGCAAAUUUGUCCUCAAGGAUCUGGGUGACGAAGUUCACAGCAUGCUUGCCUCCGCUGAGGCUGAAAAGGCUGCAGUAGCAACCAAGUCAGAAACCAAAUCCGGUCUCUUGGGCACGGGUGUCAAUGCCCUAGGCGGCCUGUUCCGCAACGUCGUUGGAGGCAAGACGCUAACCAAAGAAGAUCUUGACAAGGCCAUGAAAGGCAUGGAGGAGCAUCUCCUACGCAAAAACGUAGCACGGGAAGCUGCCGUUCGUCUAUGUGAAGGUGUCGAGAAGGAGCUAGUGGGCGUCAGGACCGGCAACUUUGAAAGUAUCAACACCAAGAUUCAAACAGCCAUGGAAUCCUCCUUGACCAAAAUGCUCACGCCCACCUCAUCCCUUGACCUCCUCCGCGAAAUCGACUCCAUUACCGCACCGCCCGCUACUUCUCUCCGCAAAGCUCGACCCUAUGUCAUUUCCAUCGUCGGCGUCAACGGCGUCGGCAAAUCUACCAAUCUUUCCAAGAUUUGCUUCUUCCUCCUCCAAAACAAGUACAAGGUCCUCAUUGCCGCAGGCGACACGUUCCGGUCAGGAGCCGUCGAACAGCUCGCGGUUCAUGUCCGCAAUCUGAAGGAAUUGACCGCCCGAGAAGGCGGGCGGGUAGAGCUGUACCAAAAGGGGUACGGCAAGGACGCAGCCACCGUAGCUAAGGACGCAGUAUCUCAUGCUGCGCAGGAAGGCUUCGACGUUGUGCUUAUUGAUACGGCUGGCCGACGACACAAUGAUCAACGACUAAUGUCUUCCUUGGAGAAAUUCGCCAAGUUUGCCCAGCCUGACAAGAUUCUCAUGGUUGGCGAGGCUCUUGUAGGAACAGACUCCGUCGCCCAAGCGCGCAACUUCAACGCCGCGUUCGGUUCCGUCCGCACUCUCGACGGCUUCAUCAUCUCCAAGUGCGACACGGUGGGCGACAUGGUUGGAACGCUGGUCAGUCUCGUCCACGCCACCAAUGUACCUGUCCUAUUCGUCGGCGUAGGACAGCAUUACUCAGACUUGAGGAAUUUCAGUGUCAAGUGGGCUGUGGAGAAGUUGUUGAGUAGUAAUUAA
Molecule: messenger RNA, 1965 nt
Organism: Metarhizium acridum CQMa 102
Lineage: Eukaryota; Fungi; Ascomycota; Sordariomycetes; Hypocreales; Clavicipitaceae
Biological process (GO): intracellular protein transport; SRP-dependent cotranslational protein targeting to membrane
Cellular component (GO): signal recognition particle receptor complex; endoplasmic reticulum membrane
Molecular function (GO): GTP binding; ATP hydrolysis activity; signal recognition particle binding
Source: RefSeq, a predicted model, not a curated record